AGGUUCUCGUAAACCCUGGAGACAAAUCAGCAGCAGAAUAGUGGCUACGAGUCGCUAUAAAGUUAAUUUCCAGACAAAACCAAGGCGGCCAGUUAGAGAUCCCUUCCCGUUUUGAUAACUGCAGCCGUUGAAAAUCGAAACUGAACUUCUCAGGUUCAAUAUAAGUGAAUUCCCGACCGUCAUUUACCUCCAAAUGGACAUUUCUUUCAAUUCUUCGAGGUUACUUCGAUUCAACAAGAUACCCACUACCCUUAUCUUUCCCACUCAUCCUUGUAAGAUUUCAGUCUUCCAAACCAAGCGGUUUGUUCCAAUGGCUGCCCUUACAGCCUCCCCAGCUGUAGGACUGUCCGAAACAUUCAGCAAAUUGAAGGAACAAGGCAAGGUUGCAUUUAUCCCCUACAUCACUGCUGGUGAUCCUGAUCUUUCCACCACGGCUGAAGCACUGAAGGUUCUUUCCACUCAUGGAUCAGAUAUAAUUGAACUUGGUGUUCCAUAUUCGGAUCCCUUGGCAGAUGGUCCUGUUAUACAGGCUGCAGCUACUCGGUCCUUGGCUACGGGUACAAACUUUAGUGCAAUCAUUUCUAUGCUGAAGGAGGUCAUUCCUGAACUGUCUUGCCCAAUUGCCCUUUUCUCAUACUAUAAUCCAAUUCUUAAGCGUGGGAUUGGGAACUUCAUGAUGAUAAUAAAAGAUGCUGGUGUACGAGGGCUUGUUGUUCCAGAUGUUCCUCUUGAGGAGACUGAAAUUUUGAGAAAAGAAGCUGUAAAGCACAAUAUUGAGCUGGUACUCUUAACUACACCAACCACGCCCAAAGAUAGGAUGAAAGCCAUCGUUGAAGCAUCAGAGGGAUUUGUAUAUCUUGUGAGUUCUGUUGGAGUUACCGGCGCCCGUACAUCAGUGAAUGAUAAAGUUCAGACUCUCCUCGAGGAAAUUAAAGAGGUAACAGAAAAACCAGUAGCAGUAGGUUUUGGUAUAUCAAAACCCGAGCACGUGAAACAGGUGGCUAGCUGGGGUGCUGAUGGUAUCAUAGUUGGUAGUGCUAUGGUGAAGCUGUUGGGUGAAGCCCAGUCUCCUGAAGAAGGAUUGAAGGCACUUGAAAACUUCACCAAAACCUUAAAAUCUGCACUCUCCUAAUAAAUUUUGAUGGUAUAACUCAGGCUGUUCCUUUCAUUUGUAAACAUGAGAUCAACUAGCUCUGUUACUGAAGUUAUACUUGAAAAUUUUCUUUUUCCUUUUGAAAAGAAGAAGACUGUUAGUUUAUAUUAUCAUUAGCAUAUUUUCUAGCAUUUUCUUGGUAAUCACUGGAUGAUGAUUAGGAGAAUAAUAUUUCAAAGCCUUAUUGCAUAAUCAUUGUCAA
Molecule: messenger RNA, 1355 nt
Organism: Benincasa hispida (wax gourd)
Lineage: Eukaryota; Viridiplantae; Streptophyta; Magnoliopsida; Cucurbitales; Cucurbitaceae
Product: tryptophan synthase alpha chain-like
Biological process (GO): L-tryptophan biosynthetic process
Cellular component (GO): chloroplast; cytosol
Molecular function (GO): tryptophan synthase activity
Source: RefSeq, a predicted model, not a curated record